This is a messenger RNA of Exophiala spinifera, 1809 nucleotides long. RefSeq lists its product as uncharacterized. The transcript has a single exon. Bases 1 to 1809 code for a protein of 602 amino acids. The record is from RefSeq and is a predicted model, not a curated record. NCBI's taxonomy places the organism in Eukaryota, Fungi, Ascomycota, Eurotiomycetes, Chaetothyriales, Herpotrichiellaceae.
AUGGCGAACUCAAAUGACAGUGCUGCCAACAGCUACACAUUUGUAGAUUAUCAAAACACUCCAAACCAUAGUGCAUCUCAUCGACGCGCCGUCAAAUCUCACAUCUCCAGCAAAUACAGAACCUCGGUGCGUCAGCAAAAGCAGCCACGCUAUGCACUCCCACAACGAUCUCCCGUGGGUGCCAAGGAAGUCGCCGGAGAAGGUAGAGAGGGCAGUGAGGUUGGCUUGGUACGGCGCCGGCCAACGAGACCGUCUACGCAUUCUCCAGCGACACCUCAGACUCUCCCAUUCUCACAAACACCUUCCCCCUCGGAGAUGAACUUUAACGGUAUUCGCACGGAUCCGUUUGACGCCCUGCCAGGCAAACACACUCCUUGUGUGAGAAAGGCUCUCGACUACUACACGCAGGUUUUGAGUCCAUUACAUGAGCCACUCCUGAUGGCCAUGAACACUGUCAACCCGAUGAUGACGUGGGUAUUCCCACUAGUCCUCAAGCAUGAAAGCGCUUUCCAUGGCGCUGUUGCACUGUCCCAGGCGUAUCUGGAGAAGCGCCAGAAUCCGCUCUUGCCGUUUUCCCAGGAAGUUGACUUUCAUAGACGCAUGGCGGUCUCCAUCUUACACGAUCAUCUUCUCAACCACGAAGGACCUCCGGACGAUGCCACGUUGAUGACGGUACUGGCACUAGCGGCGCUCGACGUCCUUGAUGGAAGUGACAAUAUUGCACACCGCAACGGCUUGGCGCUAGUGGUGGCUCAAAAGGGUGGGCUGGAUAGACUUGGCUGUCGUGGAUUGGUCAAGGCCUAUUUGAUCCAAUUCGAUUAUUUCUGGAUGCUGGAAACCGGGGGAAAGUCUAUAUUCCCGUUGGCCAAACGGAAGAAAAACAGGAUCUACCCUCAGCAUCCGUUUGACCCCGACAUGCUGGCACUGAUUGGCACGCUUCCCGAAGGGUUCAGAGCACUCGCAUAUCAAGGGACACUUGGUGUGGAUGUUGUCGACAUAUUGUCUAGAGUGAAUCGCUUCGCUCGGGCCAAGGCAAACAACCUACAUCUUCCGCUAAUCAAUGAUCCGAUUCCAGAUGGCCAAGAUUACCAAGACAUCUUCGACACCUGCUCGUGCCUCCACGCGUCAGCUUCUACGGAGCACAGCCUGGAAAAGAACAUCUGUCUUGCCAUCAUCCUUUUCUGCUUCGAUAUCCACAGUCCUGCUGGCGUAUCGGCGAAAAUCACACCAUAUCGCGGGGCCCGUCAAGAGCUAACCAGAUCUCUUAAGUUCACUCCUUGGGAUACUCCUUCCGAGAGGGCUUGUCUGAUUUGGAUGUGGAUGAUUGUGAUCGCCUCAUGGAAAUUGGACCACGACUUGAGCCACGAGAGCUUGUGGCUGUGCCAGACAUUCUUCGAGAAGUUCCCCGAAGCUAGAUCGUGGUCUGCCAUGAGCCGUGCCAUGCAGCAGUUUUUGUGGUACGAACCAUUGAAGCAUGCGUGGGGGACAAGUUGGCGAGAAGCGCUGAGCGAUCACCAACGGAUGCAACAGAACCCUCGCCUGAUGGAAGCUGGUGAAGAAAUCCAACGUAGCCCGUUGAGCUCGUCUGGCACGAAGCACUCUACUCGGGAGUCGACCCCUGCAUCAGCAAGCUCCGCAGGGUUUGGCGAAGACUGGACUAGGCCAAGAAGCUUACCGACCAGAACUCGACAGACUAGUCAGGCGAGAAGUCAAGACGCAGCCGAAGACGGCACCCCAGGACCACCGAGGACGAAUGUCCCCUUACCACCUAUGUUUACUCUCGACACGUACCUGGGAGAAAUUCAAUAA